Messenger RNA from Pectinophora gossypiella (pink bollworm), 2312 nucleotides. RefSeq names its product doublesex- and mab-3-related transcription factor 2 (gene dmrt11E). Gene Ontology annotation, molecular function: RNA polymerase II cis-regulatory region sequence-specific DNA binding; DNA-binding transcription factor activity, RNA polymerase II-specific. Bases 211 to 792 code for a protein of 193 amino acids. Gene Ontology annotation, biological process: regulation of transcription by RNA polymerase II; sex differentiation. Lineage: Eukaryota; Metazoa; Arthropoda; Insecta; Lepidoptera; Gelechiidae. The record is from RefSeq and is a predicted model, not a curated record. Gene Ontology annotation, cellular component: nucleus. The transcript is spliced from 3 exons.
AUAUUUAGACCGCCCACAAGUCGUGUCGACCAAUAGCGGCGUAGGCGAGGCGGGGCGUCGUGACUCCAAACGCUGUUUAAACUUGAGCCGUGCUUUACAACCGUCAAUCUGAAAACAUAUUUCAGCAGGAACAUGACUCUUGGGGUGUUACUAGCAAAGACAAAUCGUGCAUAAGAUUUCGUGAUGAAUUAGUGUGUCGGUACUUCGGUGAUGCCGGGUGAAUCGAAGGAGGGCGAGGGUCGCAAGGCGUUGCGGACGCCGAAGUGUGCGCGGUGCAGGAACCACGGCGUGAUCUCCUGCCUGAAGGGCCACAAGCGGCUGUGCCGGUGGCGCGACUGCCGCUGCCCCGGCUGUCUUCUCGUGCUGGAGCGACAAAGAGUUAUGGCUGCUCAGGUGGCGCUCCGUAGACAGCAAGGCGCCGGCGGCGGCCCAGCGCGCGACAGCGAGGCGGCCGCGCUUGCCGCACGUAAGCGGGCAUACCGCGCACGCCUGCGUUGCAUGCAGAUGACUCGGGCGUACCCUGCACCCGCGCCGCAGUAUGGAGACGGGCGCCUGGCGGUGGACCCGCUGUGGUCGGAGCGCGUGCGGCGGCGGCGGCGCGCGUUCGCGGACGCCGAGCUGGAGCGCGCGUCGCCCGCGGCCGCCCCGCCCCCCCCGCCGCCGCCCGCCGCGCUGUGCCGGCACUUGCUCGCCGCACUACUCACCAACUACGCGCCGACGAUGCCGCUGCCGUCUCCACCGCGACGGCCCAAGAUAUCCUUUUCCAUAGAGUCUAUUAUUGGAGUUCAGUAGGCUUAUGGUAUCUGUUUAUGAUGACUGUACUGUGACCGUAACGUGGACCUCAUAUAUCUUGCGCAAAGCGAUAUUUGGAACAAAAAUAUGGUAUAAUUAUCGCGUAGCCAGUACCGGUGAUCUUAUCCUAUCGCAACAUUUCAGAUUUAUUGAAACUUGUUUGUAAUGUAUGUACUUUAUCACCUACGAAUUUCUCUUUUUAUAUUCUUAUCAAUUGAACAUAUUUGUUUGGUUAUUUCGAUUUUUUGGAAUUGAAUAUAGAAAAUAUUUAAGUUUUAAAAUUGUACAAAUACAUUUCCAUAAUUAUUAUUAUAAUUCAUAUUUAUUUACAUAUUUAAAUCAAUAUGAAUCGUUUAAAAACCUACAAGUACACGUAUUUACAUCAUAUCACUAAUAUUUUUACGGUCCAUAUUCAUUAUUAUAUUUAAUACAGUAGGUAGGAUGUUCAGUUAAUGCAAGUUGUGUACUUAACUAAUUAAAUUAAAUAAAAGUAUUUAAUCGAACAAUGAGUGCUUUAUUAACGAAAUGUAUGGAAAAGAAUUAAAUUGUAGGAUCAAAACUAUUACAACCAGAACGUGUCAGUUAUUUUUUUAUAUUUGUUAAUUAUAUAUUGACAAGUGAUUUAAGUGUUAACAUGAGUACAGAACUAUUAUUUUUAGUUUACAAAAGUUGUACAAUUAGAUACCUGUAAUAUUUGGGUUUUAUUUGUCUUAUUUCUAGUUUUAAUAACACAAUCGACCUGAUCGUAGAUUUGAAGUUACAAUGAGAAUUUGUUUAUUUAUUGUUCUAUCUGUACUGUACUCACCUUAAAGUAAAUUUGAACCGAUACACUUACACAACGGAAAUAUUACAAACGUUACAUAAUUAUAACAAUUUUCAUUCAUGAUCAAUUUUUAUUUAACAUUUGAGAUGAUAGAAUGGUAUUAAAUUACAAAAUGUAAUGGAUUUGUAAAUAUUAGGUAUUGAUUAGGUAAAUAAAUAAAUAAUUAAGUAUGGUAUAUGUUGGAUCUCUCUACCUUGCUUUGGCAUUAUUCCACAAUCACGUCAUAGCCGGUCCUAAAUACCGUGCACGGCACUCGAUGUGGACUCAUUUUUUUUUGUUUUUUUUCUAGAAGUUCCAAUCAACCUAGAAAAAUCAAUCAGAUCGUUCAAUGUAAGUCUUUUGACGUUGCAAUUGCGACGGUGCGCAUCUUUGGAUCUUCGUCAUAUAGGUCCGAGAGACGUGCACGUCUAAUGUACUCCAGCGUGAUAGACAAACCAAAUAUCAACUGUCAUCAUACCGCCACACCACAUUCUUUCACCAAAUGUGAAGAAGCGGGGGUAAAGAGCUUCAAUACAUACCCAAUAUUCAUUAAAUAUAUACGAUGUGUACUUGGGAAAUAAAAAAGAAAUAUCAUAAAAUAUAUUCAAAAAAAUAUAAAAUAUAUGUGAAUGAAUGUAAAGUACUAAUAAAAUAUAAUUAUCAAUAAAUGUGUGGGAACAUAAUGUAUGGUGUUAAUUUGUAAUACAUAUAUAUUUUA